AUGUUAUCUCGCCUCUUCAUUUUCUCUCUAUUAUUCUGCUUUUCUUUUGCUGCUGAUGGAAUAUUCGAAGCAGUAAUCGAAAGUUACAAAGAUGCUCUCCCUCCGAAAGUGGUUGAAGCUUUUGAUAAUCUGAGUCCUGAGGAGAGUGCAAUUAUGAAAGAAGUCUUCAUGAAUUAUGAUAAAUUCACAAGUAUUGCUGACCUCAUUGUGGCAAUCAAGAAGAAAUCUGAAUCUCUUGGAUCGUUGUUUGAGAAGCUGUACAUUGAAGUGGACGCUGAAAUUCAAACAUUGACUCCUGAAACUAAAAAGUUUGUGACUGAAUUGCUGGGAAUUGGACGCGCAAUUUACACUGCUCAAAUAGUUGGAGUUCCACUUGACCCCAAAGAAGUUCUUCCAGUUUUCGCAAAGCAAUUCCCAUCAUUCAAAUCUCUUCCGGAUACUAACAAAGAAGAAUUGAAGAACGCAUUCCUCGGUCUUUACAAAUUCGCAUCCAAUGAUAAAAUCAAGGUCGAGAUAGAUAAGUUGUUGUGA
This is a messenger RNA of Caenorhabditis briggsae, 531 nucleotides long. RefSeq names its product Protein CBR-FAR-5 (gene Cbr-far-5). Lineage: Eukaryota; Metazoa; Nematoda; Chromadorea; Rhabditida; Rhabditidae. Gene Ontology annotation, molecular function: lipid binding. The coding region runs from base 1 to 531 and encodes 176 amino acids. The record is from RefSeq and is a predicted model, not a curated record. The transcript has 2 exons.